Vollenhovia emeryi is the source of this 2078-nucleotide messenger RNA. RefSeq names its product serine protease gd-like. The transcript has 6 exons. The record is from RefSeq and is a predicted model, not a curated record. Gene Ontology annotation, molecular function: serine-type endopeptidase activity. Gene Ontology annotation, biological process: proteolysis. Lineage: Eukaryota; Metazoa; Arthropoda; Insecta; Hymenoptera; Formicidae. The coding region runs from base 546 to 1883 and encodes 445 amino acids.
AUAGGGCUAUUGUUAAAAGUGAUCGACUGAAGAAAUUAGCGAAAGUGAUAUAAAAACAUUUCACUGUAACACAUGCUUAAACAUUUUUUUUCAGAUUUGCUGGUUCAUCGCGGGUAAAUAUUUUAAUGCAUAUUUGCGAGUGGGUUCAUAUGCAAUAUCUCGCAUUAUUAUUAUAUCCUAAACUAUGUUUAUUAAUAUGAAAUAUUGUCUGUUUCGUUCGAAUCUCAAUAAGGCUUAGUAAUAAUAUUCCAGGUGUUAGUAUAAAAAGUUUAUUUCUAGAUAAAGUUGUACGUUUGGAGAGGUUAUUAAACGUGUAUUGUUUUUAAAAGUUUUUUUAAAGGUUGGAUUUCAUAAAGCUGAUCAACCCUUUGAGUGCAGAUUAUCCUAAACUAUUGUAAUUGUCGCUAAUGUUCAUUCCAACGGGAAAGUGAAUGAUGUUGGAAAAACGAAAUUAUUUAAUCUAAUCUACUUGUGACGUAUUAAACAGGUCACAGUUCAUAGUUGAAGCGUUUCAUCCUCCUUUGAAGAGUUUUCAAUUUCACAAGAUGGCUAAGAUUUGUAUCUUAUUUGCGUUUCUGUCGCACCUAUUAUGUACCAUGGUACAUGGAACAACUUUAUGUUCGGAAUACUUCACACUUGCAAUCAACCCUGAGACAGGCAAGAUAUAUGGUCGGAUCGAAAUCAUUUCUCCGCCAGAAAAUGACGACCUUUAUUUAAAAGUAGCCUUAAACGCUACCGCUGAUUCUCUGGAUGGGUUAUUUCAAUUAGAAUUGGCACGACCGAUAAAAGACACCAUUCAAGCUGUUCAAAAAGGUAGACCUUUGGUGUAUCAUAUUAAUUUUCCUUCGGGCGCAAAAUUUCUAACAUUAUCUGUGAUAUGGUUCAACAAUCGGAAAUAUUGUAUCGGCCCCGGAGCGUCAAGUGGAAACAUCGUAGCCAAUAUCGAAUUGGGGCAUAUUGUGUACCUUCCGAACGAAGAACCACUGUCUCAGGAUUUUCAGCCGUGGCAUCGAAAUUCAAGUAACUACCGCAUAGACAAUCCGUACUACAAUAGCAACGCCGAAUGCGGUGUUACCAGUUACUACACCGAGAGCACAAAUAAACUGAUCCCCGAUGGUGAGACCUCAUUACCAGGCCAGUGGCCCUGGGUAGUUGCAAUCUACCUUACUGAUAGAGAUGGGCUUCAGAGAUCAUACUUGUUUCGAUGUUGUGGGUCACUUUUAACGAACAGACAUGUAUUAACAGCGGGGUACUGUAUGAAACUGUACUUAUUGGGCAAUAACGAAACAGUACCCGUCGAUAUAUUGGAAGUGGUUCUGGGACGAUAUAACUUGGACCCAUUGCGCGGAGAUGGAUCUGCCAAUCGGAAAGUCGCGAGCUACGUGAUUCACCCCGAUUAUGUGCACUUUAUCAAAGCUUCUUCCGAUCUCGCGGUUCUGACCCUCACGAACGUCGUCGAGUUCAAUCCUCUCAUCAGGCCUAUUUGCCUAUGGUCCGGCUCAAGUAAACUUGAAGACGUCGUUAGUAGGACGGGAUAUGUCGUAGGAUGGGGUGGAGACAAGUUUCGUAAUGUUAACGAUCAACGGAUGGUGAGAACGACGAUCGUGAGUCAAGAGACCUGUCUCUGGGCGGAUGCUAAAUAUAUUCAUAUAAUCUCGCAUGACACUUUUUGCGCUGGUUCGCAAGAAGGACUAGCUCUUUGUGAAGGUGGCGGUGGGAGCGGGUUGAUACUUCUAAACAAUAGUACGAACAGUUAUGAGUUGCGUGGUGUUGUUUCGCGAUCUCUAGUCAAUGAAAGUUUGUUCUGCGGUCAACAGAAAUACAUCGUUUAUGUUGAUGUGGCCAAAUACAUACCCUGGAUUCAACAACAUAUUUCGAUAUAACGUUCGCCUUGCGUUGCAAAAUGCUGUACAUGUUAAUCUAUAAGUUUCUUUGUGUAAAGUUCAAUGAAAACGCAGUACUUAUGUACUAGUUACGCGUGAGGAUUAAACAGGUAUGAAUUCUGUUUUUGGUUAUUGAUGCCUCUUGUAAUGUGUCUCCAAUCUGUGUACAAAACGAUAUGAAUAAGCUGUUACACA